AGGCAUACUACUUCAUCGCUCCAUGGUUGGUUGACAGUCCAACUCUUUCUAGAUUAUCUGCCGUGUGAACUAGUUUUCAGCAAAGGUUUGUCGAUACAGGGCAAUCUAAAUACGUCUUAGUCAUGAUUAAGAUCAUAACGACUUUCCAGUGUGCUUUGGUGGCCAUGUURAUGGGAAUUUUGGGCUUAGCAACCGAUUAUUGGAAGGUCUGGUGGAAGGAGGAGAGAGCUACCAACAUCACUCGAAUGUACAAUUCAGGCUUGUUCUUUGAAUGUAACGAGGCGACUAGUAAAUCUGUUAUCGUGAUCAAUCAUAAAUGUGGUGAUCUAGCUCAAACAGACUGGACUGGUGUAGUUAUUGCUUUCCUGGUAUUGGCUCUUCUAUGCCAUCUUGUUGCCUUCAUUUUGGCUUUGGUAAAUGCUUGUCGUAAAGGAGARCCAUUCCCUGUGUUCUGGGUCUGYGGGCUAUUYUUCUUUGCKUGUCUUUUUGUGAUCAUUGGUUUGCUUGUUUAUACAUUCAAGAACUGGCAGAGUGAUGUGUACUUCAGCUGGUCUUACGGUGGUGGCUGGUCAACUGUGGCACUCUCUGUUAUAGCUAUAGUGCUAAUUAUGGCAGAUCGCUAAUCMUCUUUGCAGUUUAUCAAGUUUUUUGUACCGCCCCACUUUAAAACUAAACAAGGCUGACUUCUAAAGAACAGUUUUUGUCUGAGAGCAUGAAUUCUUUCAUAGAAGACUUUGAUAAAGUAAAACUAAGUGGACUUUUUUUGCCCUUCUUUGUUUAGCUUGUAAUAUGGUGUCAUGUAGUUUACAUCAAAUUGAAAAAACGUUUUCAAGUAACAUCUACAGGUUAUUGUAGGUACACAGAUAUUCAAUCAUAUUGRCCUAAACAUGUUACAUUAAGUAGCAUUGUUCGUAGAGAAGGCCAGUGCAUGCAGUACUGUAGUACUCAUAGUACUUGCUUUCCCUGCUCCCUUUCAGUCUGUUUUUUUAAGUUAAAACCUUUGAUGAAUAAGCCUUUUGGAACCAGGCUAUGUUUUUUGAAUUAGAUGUAUCAUUAUUUUAGAAAUGUAUUCUGUGUACAAAGUGUGGAUGUAUGUUUUUUAUAAUGUAAAGUAGCACAGACAUUAAUUCUAAAGAAUAUAUUACAAAGCUACAAGACUAACAUUAACCUUUACUCCGACGAAGGAUUAACGUACGAAAGUAAGUUAUUGCACCUACUUUUCUACGGUGUUAGUGCUCACAAAGCCCUAACAGAGCCGAUGCAUUUAAUCUGUGAAACUUUAUAAAGCACUAAAUUAUGCUAAUUCCUGUAUUUUCUAUUGUUUAAUCAACACUAUUUUGUAGUAAUAAACUUAAAGUAAGAUUUGUUUCACAGAUUAAGUGUAUCCGCUCUGAUAAUUUAACAAUUGCAAAAAGCUUUCUACAAUGGAACCCCGACUUACAAUGCAGACACGCUUACUUUUUAUGUCAGCCAAUAUUAACCGUCAUACUUUUCUGACCAGUUAAUACUGGCGCUUUUUGGUGUCCCUUAUGUGCCUGAAAAACGAGGUUCCUCUAUUAUUGUUAUUGAUACAGCCAUUUGCAAAAUUCUGACAGUUAGCAUGUAACAACUGCAGUAUGGGUAAUUUCGUGUUGAAUAAGAUUGCAAAUCAAACUCUUGCAAUUUAUUCUCCUUAAGAAUAAUUAUUAAAAAACUAUAGUUUUGAUUGACUAAACAA
Messenger RNA from Exaiptasia diaphana, 1717 nucleotides. RefSeq names its product claudin domain-containing protein 2. The transcript is spliced from 3 exons. The coding region runs from base 123 to 623 and encodes 166 amino acids. Gene Ontology annotation, biological process: cell-cell adhesion. Lineage: Eukaryota; Metazoa; Cnidaria; Anthozoa; Actiniaria; Aiptasiidae. The record is from RefSeq and is a predicted model, not a curated record. Gene Ontology annotation, cellular component: cell-cell junction; membrane.